Ostertagia ostertagi is the source of this 777-nucleotide messenger RNA. The record is from the annotation of a GenBank genome assembly. NCBI's taxonomy places the organism in Eukaryota, Metazoa, Nematoda, Chromadorea, Rhabditida, Trichostrongylidae.
GGCAAUAAAGGUUACUCAUCGUGUAUUCGCUAUUUAGAAGACGAUCGGAAUGUGGACGAAUCAUAUUUAACCCUAGUCAACGAGUCCUCUGUGUCGGAUGACCAGAAAUGCGAUUGGCGACCACUUUUGAUACUUGUUCCUUUGCGACUGGGACUAACCAGCAUUAAUCGUUGCUACCUGCCUGCUAUUGAGAAUUACUUCAAACUCGACUCAUGUGUUGGUAUUAUUGGAGGCAGGCCGAAUCACGCACUUUACUUCAUCGGUAUAGCUGGCGACAAACUCGUUUACCUUGAUCCACACUAUUGUCGGCCGUCGGUUCUUGAAAAAUAUGGGAACACAAGAUUCGAGGAUGGAUUUGAUGCUCUUGAUGUGACCGAAGACGUUCCCGCUUCUGUAUCGUUGAAAAGCUUGAAUGACGAAAGUUUUGAUGACACAUCAUUCCACUGUAAAAUGCUCCUCCACAUGGGUUAUGAUCAGAUCGACCCAUCAAUGGCGAUAGCGUUCUUUUGUGAAUCGGCCGAAGCUUUCAAAAAGCUCACUAUCGAUCUCAAAGAAAAAGUGUUUCCUGCUUCACAACCACCGCUUUUUGAACAACUCGAAACUCGUCCAAAAUACUGGCCACCUUUCGAACCUUACACAGGCGUGAAAGCAAAAAUUGAAAUGAAAGAAUUUGACGACAUGUGCGCUCCCAACUACGUUAUCGACGAUGGUUUUGAGGUUCUCGAAGAGACGGAAGAUCCCCUCACUGAUUUGGCUGAUGAUUUGCUGGAUGCCUAA